UUUCCUGUUUUGCGCUCGUGGUUCAGUUGGUCUGCGGCCGUUGAAGUGUUUGCUCGUGCCUCGUUCGCCCGUUCGCUCGUUUCGUUUAUCGUUUUCGUGUGCUCGCACACUACGUAUUACGUAUACGUUGCGCGUCGCGUUUGCAACAGCAAUAAACAGCAACUACGCUCUAACAACAACAACAACAACAACAACAUCAACAAUUCGACAGUAAUAAACAGCGGCAAGCGACAACAAGACUAGCUACAAAAAUCGCGUCGGCAAAAUCGCGCAAAAAUUGACCUAACAACAAAUUAGUGCUAAAUCAAACAAAACAAACCAGAAGAAAACAUAAACAAAACAAAUGUGUGACUAACAUAUGUGUGCAAAAUCACACGCAGUGUUGCAAAGCGCGCGCAUAAACAUGUGUUGAGAAGCGUCUAAAAAUAAAUAUAAAUAACGGCAAUUAUUCAACACGCUCGAGCUUAAGAGCAAGAGAGUGCAAAACAGAAGCAGCAGCCGAAGCAGGAGCAGAAGCAGGAGCACAGAGAUCGUAAUUCUCUGUAGAAUUUUGCGCGCCCCACGUACCACGUAAAAAACAUUCAAAAUUAUACUCGAAAUGGAUAUGACCUCAACAGCGGAGGCUGCCGCUCGCAGCUGGUACGACAGUCCGCGCUUAGGCGGCGGCGGCGGCGGUGGCGGCGGCGGUUCACCCCAAACAAAUGGCCUGGGCAGCGCCGGCAGCAGCCUGGCCCAUAGCCAUCACAGCCUGUCCAGCGGCGCCUCAUCGGCGGGCAGCAGCGUUGGUGCCGCUCUGGGCGGCGGUGCUGGCGGCGCCGGCCUCGGACUGGAUACCAGCGACAUGAGCGCCUUCUAUGCGCUCGAAAGCAAUGGACACCAUCGACGCUACUAUCCCAGCUAUCAUCAGCACACAUCCCGCAUGCCCUCCUCACAUGCCUCGUCCCAAGUGUGCAGGCCGCACUUUCAUCCGCCGCUCAGUCCCUGGCUGACCAGCGAGCACAAAUCGUUUGCACCCGCCAGCGCUUGGGGCAUGGGUCAGUUCGCCUGCCCCCAGGAGCCGCAGGUGGAGCACAAACUGGGCCAGGUGGGCCAAAGCCAUCAGACGACGGCGGCCGGCCAGCAUUCGUUUCCAUUCCCACCGACACCGCCAAAGGACUCCACGCCCGACUCAGUACAAACCGGCCCAUCCGAGUACCAGGCCGUGAUGAACGCCUUCAUGCAUCAGCAGGCCACGGGCUCUACCUCACUGACGGACGCCAGCUGUGCGCUGGACAUCAAGCCCUCCAUACAGAAUGGCGGCGCAGCUGCAGCGCAUGCGGCCAGCGCUGGACCGGCGCAAUCGUCUGCGCCCAAGCAGCGCGAAGGUAGUACUAACAACAACAACAAUAAUACAAAUAGCUCAAAUAGCAGCAGCAACGGCAGCAGCGCCGGCAACCAAGCGCCGCAGCAGCAGCAGCAGCAACAGCAGCAGCAGCAGCAGCAAAGCAACAACAGCAAUGCCUCCUCAUCCGCCUCCGCCUCAACGUCGAACGGCCUAUUCGAUGGCACCGCCCAGGCCCACUAUGCGGCCAACAAUGCCAACAGCUAUGACAGCAGCUAUGCCUCGUAUCAUCAUGCGGCGGCGCAGCAUCAGGCUGCUGUUGCCGCGGCCAACAUGUUCCAAAGUUCCUCCGUGGCAGCGGCCGCUGUGCGGCAUAGCAUGGGUGCCGCAGCGGCGGCGGCGGCGCACCAUCAUCACCAUCACAGUCAUAGUCAUCAUCAUGGUGCGUCCGGCUCCGCGUCCGGCAGCGGCAUUGCGGGGCUGCACGGCAGCGGCGGUGGCAGCGGCAGCGGCGGCGGCGGCAUUGGCAUGAGCGGCAUGGGCAGCGCCAUGAGCAGCGGCGGUCACAGCAGCUCAAGUGGUGGAGGCGCUGGCGGCGUCGGACUCGAUGUGAAGCCCGUGCGCACAAAGCCCCGGACCAGUGCUGAGGGUCGCGAGUGUGUGAACUGUGGCGCUACCUCCACGCCGCUGUGGCGACGCGAUGGCACUGGACAUUAUCUGUGCAAUGCCUGUGGCCUCUACUAUAAAAUGAACGGACAGAAUCGACCGCUGAUCAAGCCAAAGCGAAGACUGACACUACAGUCGCUGCAGAGCGCGGCCAAGCGGGCGGGCACAUCCUGCGCCAAUUGCAAGACCACAACCACAACCCUUUGGCGGCGCAAUGCCAGCGGCGAGCCUGUGUGCAACGCCUGCGGAUUGUACUACAAGCUGCACAAUGUCAAUCGUCCACUUACCAUGAAAAAGGAGGGCAUACAAACGCGUAAUCGCAAACUCAGCUCCAAGUCAAAGAAGAAGAAGGGCCUAGGCGGCGGCUGUCUGCCAAUUGGCGGACAUCUGGGCAUGGGCGAUUUCAAGCCGCUUGAUCCGUCCAAGGGCUUUGGCAGCGGCUUCUCGGCCUCCAUGGCGCAACAUGGACACCUUUCCAGCGGGCUGCAUCCGGCACAUGCGCAUAUGCAUGGCAGCUGGUAUACCGGCGGCAUGGGCGCAUUGGGCGCCUCCGGUGGACUCCAGGGUGGCUUCUCCACGGCCGGUUCACUGGGCGGCGGCGUUGUGCCGCACUCUCAGCCCUAUCACUUGGGUCUCAGCUCAAUGGGCACUUGGCGCACUGACUACACGUGAUGGAGCGGGAACAAUUUGAACAACAACUUGUUCAGCUAGAGCAGCGCCGAUUUGUAAACUGACUUGAUUUCCAAACAAACACAAUGCCAAACUGAGGACUCUCCCUUCGCAGCCACUUGACCAGAGCACAAGCAACAGCAGCAGCAGCAGGAGCAGAAGCAGCGCGUCAGAACCUACAAGCAGGCAGGAGCCACAUCCGUAGAUCUCCUAGCUUAUCUUUGCGGGAAGUGCCGGCGGUGCUGCUGCUCGCUGGUCAAGUGCUGGCUAUUCCUAAUUGUAAACAUUGCGUGCAAUUUUUAAUUAUUUAAGUUUUCGUCGUUGUCGGCCAGCAGCUAAAACAAAGCCCAUUAAAAUUAAUUAAAGGGCCGCACAUAUUAUUUUUAUUGCGCUCGUUUGUGUGUGUAUGUGUGUGUGUGUGUG
Drosophila virilis is the source of this 3079-nucleotide messenger RNA. It is a transcript of the gene grn, whose product is annotated as GATA binding protein grain. The record is from RefSeq and is a predicted model, not a curated record. Lineage: Eukaryota; Metazoa; Arthropoda; Insecta; Diptera; Drosophilidae. Gene Ontology annotation, molecular function: DNA-binding transcription factor activity, RNA polymerase II-specific; zinc ion binding; RNA polymerase II cis-regulatory region sequence-specific DNA binding. Gene Ontology annotation, biological process: positive regulation of transcription by RNA polymerase II; negative regulation of transcription by RNA polymerase II; cell fate commitment.